Molecule: messenger RNA, 396 nt
Organism: Cryptomeria japonica (Japanese cedar)
Lineage: Eukaryota; Viridiplantae; Streptophyta; Pinopsida; Cupressales; Cupressaceae
Product: zinc finger protein WIP4-like
Exons: 1
Coding region: 1-396 (131 amino acids)
Biological process (GO): regulation of gene expression; anatomical structure development
Cellular component (GO): nucleus
Molecular function (GO): DNA-binding transcription factor activity
Source: RefSeq, a predicted model, not a curated record
AUGAGAAGAAUUGUGGCAAGCUUUUGUGUUGUAGCUGGGGAUAAGAUUUCAAGUACAUUGCUUGAAUUUAUGUUUCGUCGAGCAGUUUUAACACCUAGUUUUCUGUUGUGCUCCAAAUGUGGCAAAGCAUUUUCCGUGAGAGGGGAUUGGGCAAACACCAAUGAGAAGAAUUGUGGCAAGCUUUGGUGUUGCAGCUGUGGAUCAGAUUUCAAGCACAAGCGUUCAUUGAAAGAUCACAUCAGGCCAUUGGCCCUGGGCAAAUCAUUUUCUGUGAGAGGGGAUUGGGCAAACACCAAUGAGAAGAAUUGUGGCAAGCUUUUGUGUUGCAGCCGUGGAUCAGAUUUCAAGCACAAGCGUUCAUUGAAAGAUCACAUCAGGGCCAUUGGCCCUGGGUAA